Messenger RNA from Dreissena polymorpha, 705 nucleotides. Its product is annotated as putative nuclease HARBI1. The transcript is spliced from 6 exons. The record is from RefSeq and is a predicted model, not a curated record. Bases 1 to 705 code for a protein of 234 amino acids. NCBI's taxonomy places the organism in Eukaryota, Metazoa, Mollusca, Bivalvia, Myida, Dreissenidae.
AUGGCCGCUUUUGUUAAUCGCGUUAAUCGUUUGAGAAGGCGUCAGCUGAUUGAGCGCGGUUUUGCCGACAGAAGCAUCCCGCUAGAAGUGUUAUCAAGUUUCCCCAACGUUCUUGGAUGCGUUGACUGUACACAUGUAAAGAUACGGGCGCCGAAACGGAACGAAAUGGACUUCGUCAACAGAAAGGGAUACCACUCCGUUAACAUUCAGAUGAUAUGUGACCCGCAGUUAAUCAUCACCGACGUAGUGGCGAAGUGGCCAGGCAGUGUCCACGACAGUCGGAUAUUUAGAGAGAGUAGUAUCUGCGCCUCGUUCGAGAAUGGUCAGCUUGAUGGGUUACUACUGGGAGAUUCCGGCUAUGCCUGUCGAACAUUUCUUCUGACUCCUUACCUGAAUCCACAAACGCCAUCACAGGAAAGGUACAAUAGAGCACUGACAAAAACAAGAGUGCUUAUUGAACAGACCUUUGGCAGUUCGCAAAGAAGAUUUGCCUGUCUUAGCUAUGGGUUGAGGGUGGACAAGGCAAAUGCAUGCCGCAUCGCCAUGGCGUGUGCCGUGCUACAUAACAUAGGUAUUCAAAGACAGGAUGUGUUUGCGAGAGGGACGCCGCCAUCUGAUGACCACCCAAUGACUGUUGGAGAAGCUGGGAACCAGAGUGGGGCACACUACCGAGAUUUUAUAUGUGCAACCUACUUUCGGGAAUAG